CGUCUCUGCUCUUCGAUAUUCUUUUCUCUCCUCUCUUCUGCAACAAUUCUCCAUUUCAGCUGAAGCAUUAGAGUUAAGAGGAGAAAAAAGAGGCGAAUAGUCAGAGGGGAUAAAUGAAGUUUCUUUCGGCGAAAGGAUGAUUAGCUGUUUGAAUAGGAAGCUUGGGACUUUGUGCUCUAAACCACCAGUUCUCUAACUCUUCUUUAUGUGGAUGUUAAAAAAAUUGUUGUUGCCAUGGAGCUUUUGGAUGGACUAUUUAUUUCUCAACUGUGGAUGUUAAAUUAUGGAGUGAAAAAAAAAGAUAAUAGUUAGGGGACAAAUGAAGUUUCUUGCAAAAGAACAUUAAUAUCUUGAGAUAAUUUCGUUUUUGGUUACUAUAGUUUGAAGGAACUUUAGUUCUAAACCACAAUUUCUACCCUCUAUUGGCGUCUCUGGGUAUUUUUAUCGAGGAGUACGUCCAGUCAUGGGUGAUUUUAGUAUCCAGAUCAGCAGCAACCUGGUUAAUAGCCUUGCCGGUGAGGCUGAGGAGUCGAAGAAGAAGACUAAAAGAACGAGAACUAAGCUACCGCAGGAGCCUCAACCACAACUACCCCAAGCUAAAACGAAUCAAAAGCAGGUUUCUGAUGAUCUUGCAAAACACAAGGGGCCGGCUGCUACAGGAUGGCCGCUUCCGCCUCCGGUGUUGUUGCCGGUAACUCCUCCGGCUCAGUCAGACAAUGCAGAAUUAGAAGCAACCCAAGCGGUCCUUCAAGAGAGUGAGAGGGCUGUGGAGAAGUUGCAGAAGCAGGAAGAGAACAUGGUCGAGGAGCUAACACAAAGAGCAAAGGAGCUUCGUGAUAAGGAGUUCAAGCUUCCCUACCAGAAGCCUUUGCCCUGUGUUGCUGAGAACGAGGCUUGCCUGGCUUGCUACAAGGAGCAUCUCAAGGAUCCCCUGAAAUGCGCUGAUCUUGUUCGAAAUUUUGCAGAUUGCGCUCGAAGAGCCAGGCAGCAAGUGAGCUCGGCCCGGUAGUGGUUUACUUUUUUAUUUUUAGACAGAAAAUUUUGGUUUACAAACUGACUGCAAGCUGUUUUUACAAAAUAGUUGUUAUUGUCUAACAUAAAUGUCUAUUAGCACAUACACGUAAUUUUUUGGUCACUUCUA
This is a messenger RNA of Morus notabilis, 1141 nucleotides long. RefSeq lists its product as uncharacterized. Lineage: Eukaryota; Viridiplantae; Streptophyta; Magnoliopsida; Rosales; Moraceae. Bases 464 to 1009 code for a protein of 181 amino acids. The record is from RefSeq and is a predicted model, not a curated record. The transcript is spliced from 2 exons.